Messenger RNA from Microplitis demolitor, 2153 nucleotides. RefSeq names its product poly [ADP-ribose] polymerase 1. Lineage: Eukaryota; Metazoa; Arthropoda; Insecta; Hymenoptera; Braconidae. Gene Ontology annotation, molecular function: NAD+ poly-ADP-ribosyltransferase activity. The record is from RefSeq and is a predicted model, not a curated record. Bases 205 to 1428 code for a protein of 407 amino acids. The transcript has 2 exons.
AAAAAAAAGUUUUGAAUACUUGAAUAGUUAAUGGCUGAAGCUAUAGUGUCAAUUGUUGAAAUUCGAUACCCAAUAAUAAUAAAUUAUCGUUCAUUUAUUAUUUAAAAAGAAAAAAACAACCAACCAAAGAAAAGUUUAAUUUUUUAAAAAAUUCGACGUCAAUAAAAUAAACAUAAGUUUUGAGGCUCGACAUCAUCAACACGAAUGAAUUCUAAUCCUAAUAGAACAAAAAAAAAUAAAAGAAAAAGAAAAAAUUCUUCGAAGAUAUUUUCUCCUGCUGCAGAAAUGAUAAAUUCGAUUGAGUCCCAUCUGCCAUCACUUUUGGAUCCACAAUAUCGACCCGUAAUUAGCGUGUAUGAAGACCGUCAAAGAAAAUAUUCGAUGACACUGUGGAAAGUAAAUCCUUAUAACUAUGGAAUACUUUAUUACAGAGUCCAAAUUCUUGAUUACUUUCAUGUGGCCAAAGAUUAUAGUCGCCUUUGCUUUGAUAGAGAAAAAGAAUAUUUACUUGUUCAAAAUUGGGGAGUAUAUGGAACCCAAGACUAUCGCGAUACUUCUGAAAAAUUGCCGCUUGAAUGCUGUAUCAAUAGAUUUGAUUAUUUAAUCAAUUUUUAUCUACAGUAUGAACACUACUUACCACUUAUUGAAUCACCUGAAUUCAAUGGAGGUGCAGUAAAUCUGACACUUCCUGUACAAGAACUCAUCAGAUUUAUAUAUUCAAAUAAUAUGAUUUCUAAAAAUUUUUUAAUUAACAAUUCAUUACUUGAUUGUUAUAAGAAAUUGAAUUCAAGUAUUUCUGUACUUGAUAGAAAUUCCGUGAUGUUUGAUGUAAUACAACAAUAUAUAACUAAUACACACUCUGAAUUUCAUUAUCAUUUCAGAGUGAUGAUAAAUGAUGUAUUCAUGAUUGAUAGAUAUGGAGAAGACUAUAAUUACACGAAAACUCUUCAUAAUAAAAAAUUACUUUGGCAUGGGACUAAAAUAAGUAAUAUUUGUGCUAUUUUAUCAAACGGUUUGAAAAUCUCUCCCCUUAAUGCCAAGCACACGGGUCAUAUGUUUGGCAAGGGAAUUUAUUUUACUAAUGUUGUUUCAAAGGCCGCUAACUACAGUAAAACUAAUGUCGGACAAGGGAGUCAUCAGGGCAUUUUAUUAUUAUGUGAAGUUGCAUUGGGAAAUGUCAUGGAGUUGUACAAUGCGAAAAAUAUAAAGCUAUUACCUUUGGGUGUACAUUCAGUAUUUGUUAGAGGAAUCAGCAGCCCACAGAAUUAUAUAAACAUUUCCCAAGGAGUUGAAGUUCCUUAUGGGCCGCUUGUCAAUGUGCCACUUUCCCAAAAACCACAGUUUCGUCAUAAUCAAUUUGUUAUUUAUAAUCCUGCGCAAGUUAGAAUUCGGUACCUUGUUUGCGUCAGUUAUGACUGCCUGUCAUGAGGCAUAAAAGAUGUCAUUUUUUAUGUACCUGAGGUUGGAGCAUUUUCUGCGUAGCGAAAAUGAAAAAAAUUUAUGUAGUUUGGCUAAUUAGUGACAAGGGACAGAACUGGAGGUUGGAGAGGCUGCAAUUUUUGGCUGAUAUACGAGCAUGUAUGCUAAGGGGUGUACGAAUUCAAAUUUUUGUCAGGCGGAAAUAGAGCUUAGACUCAAAUCUACGAAAAUAUUAGUUUUGGUUACGUUAAAAACCAAGCUCUUGAUUAAAUAAAAAUUUAAUUUUUUAAAGCUGAUCAAAAUUUUCUUGAUACGAAUCAAAUAAUUUUAAAAGUUACAAAUCGAGCAGUAAUUUGAAAAGCUGAAAAUCAUUUGAAAAAAUUCAAAUAAUUCCGAGUUAUUCGAUUCGCACAUGUCUAAUUUUGAUCAAGUAGAUUUUUUACUGAUCAUUUCGUUUUCUUUAUUUUCGUUACGCGAAAAACAAUCCGAUCUUGAGGUACACUAUUUUUUGUAAGCAUAUAUAAUAUAAUUUAAGACGAGUUUAUCUUGCUAUUUAUAAAUUAUUAUGACAAUUACAUAUUUAAUUAGUUAACUAUUGGAUAAAAAAAAAGUUUAUGAAUUUUUGAGAGUAUUUUCGAUCAUUAAAAUUUCAUCGAAUUAAAUUAAGAAUGAAAAAAACGUUCAUGUCAUAAAUUUUUUAAAAUUUAAUAUAAAGUGUAUCUCUAAAAAGACAC